AUGACAUAUAAAAUUUUCUCUCGUUUCUUUCCGUUCCUUUUAAUUCUUCUAACCACCAUAACAAUACUUAAUGCCGCCGAUCCAAUUACUACCCAACAAGUCAAAAAUCAAUCUUCAAAAAGUUCCGUACCGCAUAUAACAACCAAAACACUAUCUUCUAUCUCGCAAAUUCGACCGACAUUCUCAACAGUCACUCAACCUUUGUUGUCAUCGUCAUCGCCAUCACCAACCCCAACACAAAAGUAUAAUCACGAAUUCAAUUCAUUACCUGGAAAUCCAGAUCCAGAUCAAAUUAAAAUUAUUACAGCCACGACUAUCAAACACUAUGGAACAAAGUCGGCUAAACCUACGGGAAUCGCAAUUACACAUGCCGAAAAUGGGGCGGCAAAUAGGAUGAUAACAUUGA
Messenger RNA from Dentiscutata erythropus, 406 nucleotides. The record is from the annotation of a GenBank genome assembly. Lineage: Eukaryota; Fungi; Glomeromycota; Glomeromycetes; Diversisporales; Gigasporaceae.